UCAGGAUCUACCUACGCUGCACACCAAGGCCAUGCCUCGCUUCUCCACCACCACGCCGAUGUCGCCACCCCGCCUCCUCCUCCGACUCGGCGCCCGCCACUCCUCCUCCACCUCUCAUCCCUCACGCAUCUGGGAUCCCCACGCCGCCUUCGUCGCCGCGACGCAGCGGGCGCGCUCUGGCACGCUCACCACGGAGGACGCACACCACCUGUUUGAUGAAUUGCUGCGGCAGGGCAAUCCUGUCCAGGAGCGUCCCUUGACUAACUUUCUGGCUGCCCUCGCCCGCGCGUCCGCGUCCGCAUUCUUCAGCAAUGGCCCUGCCCUGGCCGUCGCCCUCUUCGGCCGUUUGUCCCGAGGCGCCGGACGACGGGUGGCGCAGCCAAAUGUCUUCACCUAUGGCGUCCUCAUGGACUGCUACUGCCGUGCGCGCCGCCUAGAUCUAGCGAUCGCCUUCUUCGGCCGUCUCCUCAAGACGGGCCUGGAGGCAGACCAAGUCGUUUUCAGCACCCUCCUCAAGGGACUCUGCCACGCAAAGCGCUCAGAUGAGGCUCUGGACGUGCUGCUUCACAGGAUGCCUGAGCUGGGCUGCACCCCUGACGUGGUGGCGUAUAGCACGGUCAUCCAUGGCUUCUUCAAGGAAGGCCAAGUAGGCAAGGCAUGCAAUCUGUUCCAUGGAAUGGCGCAGCAGGGCGUUGCGCCUGACGUGGUGACAUAUAACUCGGUUAUUGAUGCACUGUGCAAGGCCAGAGCAAUGGACAAGGCGGAGUAUUUCCUUGGUCAGAUGGUUGAUAGUGGUGUCGUACCUAACAAUGUGACAUCUGAUAGCCUCAUCCAUGGAUAUUCCUCUUCAGGCCAUUCAAAGGAGGCGGUCAGGGUGCUGAAAGAGAUGACAAGUAAGGGUAUCAUACCAGAUGUUUUUACUUGCAACUCGCUCAUGGCCUCCCUUUGCAAGAAUGGAAGAAGCAAAGAAGCUGCAGAAAUUUUUAAUUCAAUGUCCAUGAAGGGCCUGAAACCUAACACCAUUUCAUAUGCUAUUCUCCUUCAUGGGUAUGCCACUGAAGGAUGCUUGGUUGACAUGAUCAAUCUCUUCAAUUCAAUGGCUACAGACUGUAUUCUACCUAACUAUCAUAUCUUCAACAUACUGAUUAAUGCAUAUGCUAAAUAUGGGAAGCUUGAUAAGGCUAUGCUUAUAUUUAAAGAUAUGCAGAAACAAGGAGUGAGUCCAGAUGCAGUCACAUAUUCAACCGUAAUACAUGCAUUUUGCAAAAAGGGUAGGUUGGAUGAUGCUGUGAUAAAGUUUAAUCAGAUGAUUGAUACAGGAGUACGACUGGAAGCAUCUGUUUAUCGUUCCCUAAUCCAGGGUUUUUGUACACAUGGCGAUUUGGUGAAAGCAACGGAAUAUGUUACUGAAAUGAUGAAGAAAGGUAUGCUUCCUCCUGAUAUUAUGUUCUUCAGUUCAAUCAUGCAGAACCUAUGCACAGAAGGAAGGGUAAUAGAAGCACGAGAUAUCCUUGACUUGAUAGUGCGCAUUGGUAUGAGGCCUGAUGUUUUCAUAUAAUUUAAUAUACUGAUCGGUGGAUACUGCCUAGUCCGCAAGAUGGCAGAUGCAUCAAAAAUAUUUGAUGAUAUGGUGUCAUAUGGUUUAGAACCUUGUAAUAUUACGUAUGGUAUACUUAUUAAUGGCUAUUGCAAAAACGGAAGGAUUGAUGAUGGGCUGAUUCUGUUCAAAGAAAUGUUGCACAAGGGACUUAAACCUACAACUUUUAAUUACAACGUCAUACUGGAUGGAUUAUUUCUGGCUGGACAGACUGUUGCUGCAAAGGAGAAGUUUCAUGAGAUGGCUGAAUCUGGAGUAAGUGUGUGCAUCGGUACUUACUCUAUAGUUCUUGGUGGACUUUGUAGAAAUAAUUGUGCCGGUGAAGCAAUCACGCUAUUUCAGAAAUUAAGCACAAUGAAUGUGAAAUUCGAUAUUAGAAUUGUCAAUAUCAUGAUUGAUGCCUUCUACAGGGUUCGGCGAAACCAGGAAGCUAAGGAUUUGUUUGUUGCAGUAUCAGCCAAUGGUUUGGUAGCUAAUGUCUUUACCUACACCAUAAUGAUGACAAAUCUUAUAAAAGAAGGGUCACUGGAAGAAGCUGACAAUCUCUUUUUAUCAAUGGAGAAGAGCGUCUGUACUGCUGACACUUUUAUGUUAAAUCUUAUCAUCAGAAGGUUACUGGAAAAAGGAGAGAUAGUCAAGGCUGGGAAUUAUAUUUCUAAAGUUGAUGCAAAGAGCUACUCCCUUGAAGCUAAAACUGUUUCGCUGCUUAUCUCUCUAUUUUCAGGGAAAGGGAAAUAUAGAGCAAACAUCAGAUUGCUCCCUACAAAGUAUCAGUUUCGUGAAGAAGCAGGCACAGUUGAAUAGUUUUAUACAUGGUAAACUUUGUUUGUUGCUUGCCAUAGGUCCUGCUUAUACAAAUAAUGCAUUUUCUAUAUGUAAGAAGAAAUUCAGUUAGAAGUAGCUAUCAGGAUGAAGGAGUAAUCAAGCGUGCACCGAACAAAAAGACAAACCUAGGCGUACCGAAACGAAAUUGAAUCCAAACUUAAACAGAGAAACAGCAACAAAGUGAAGAUGUACAGUUUGCUAGCCAAACACCUAUGGUAGAGUGUCAGGCGGCCGAGCGACCAUCCUGCCAAUAUCCAUGGCUUGGCUUCACAUGGAAUCGAGCCAACCAACCCGUGGCGGUUCCAUGUGGCUCCACUGAAGAUGCGAUCAUUUCUCUGCCAGUGCGCCCCUUGUCAGUGCAUGCGUGCCCCCUCACCCUUGUGUCUGGUCUGAGAAGGAAUUUGAAGAAGCUGAGCAGAAACCGGAGCUUGACCGACUUGAGAUCUACGCCAUCGAAGCCAGAUUGAGGUUAGAUAAUCAUAACAUGGUACUAGAGAGGUGUUUUGUUGACUGUUGUGAUGGCUCUUGUUGAUCUGGUUAGGGUGAUUUGUGAAGAGGGAGCAUGCAGAAGUCUGAAUAAUAUCUGCUUGUGUUAUUAUUUUUGCAGCUUCCGGUCUUCUUUCCACCUACAAGUUAUAUGGAUCCAGUUGUAGUAGCAGCCUGUACGUUAUCUUUUUGUAUAUGCUGGCAUUGAUUAUGAGGUGUACAGGUUUA
Messenger RNA from Triticum urartu, 3136 nucleotides. RefSeq lists its product as uncharacterized. The record is from RefSeq and is a predicted model, not a curated record. Lineage: Eukaryota; Viridiplantae; Streptophyta; Magnoliopsida; Poales; Poaceae. Gene Ontology annotation, molecular function: protein binding.